Molecule: messenger RNA, 2019 nt
Organism: Serendipita indica DSM 11827
Lineage: Eukaryota; Fungi; Basidiomycota; Agaricomycetes; Sebacinales; Serendipitaceae
Source: the annotation of a GenBank genome assembly
AUGGCAAGGCCUGGCGCUGGAAAGACGGCUACUGGAGAAGCUGUCAUCGCAGCAUUUCCAGAUGUUCCUAUUGCGGUUGUGACCUACUCUAAACGACUCCAACUGGACAAUGCGGAACGACUUGCUAUAUAUCCGAACGCAGACGUCUUCACCUUUCACGGUCUUGCCGGUCGCCUUUUUGGGCAGCUGGUCCCAGACCACAUUGCGCUUCUAAAUCUUCGGAUGAGCGGUGCUUUGCCUGUAUGGGCGCCAAACUACGAAAUUCUUAUUUUGGACGAGCUCCAAGACUUGACGCCAGACCUAUACUGGUUUACUUGUGUUCUCAUAGCUACCAUUACCCGUCGACUCAGGAGGGCACCUCGUAUUAUCAAUCUGGGUGACCCGCGGCAGGCCAUCUACCAAUUCCGAGGUGCCGAUGCACGAUAUCUACAGCUAUCGGAAACCACCUUCUCCACCCUGUCGCCAUAUGGGUGGCAGGAUACUCGACUUGCCAAGAGCUUUCGUCUAUCUUAUGAGACAGCAGGCUUUGUCAACGCAUUCAUCGGAGAGAAGUACAUUGAGGGGUCGCAUAGUGGACCAAAACCACUCUACGUUCUCGCCGACAUCUUCAAAGCCCACCAACUCCUCAAAGUCAUCUUGCCGCUGAUCAAGCAGUACGGGCCUGCACGGUCGGCCAUUAUCGCCCCUUCUGUUCGCCACAGCCCUUUCCUACCCUUAUUGACCAAUGCCUUGACCAAAGGCCAUGGGAUCCCAGUUGCUAUUCCUACCUCGGACGAUGCACCAUUGGACCCCGACGUUUUGUAUGGAAAGGUGGUGGUCGCGACCUACCAUCAGUUCAAAGGGAGUGAGCGGGACUUGGUCAUCGUAUACAGGGUCGAUGAUGGGUACUUUCAGGUUUUAGGACGCGAUCUUCCCGAUGAUCGUUGUCCUAAUGCUAUGUUUGUUGCCCUGACGCGCGCCAGCAAGCAACUGGUGGUCAUCCAAUCACAAGAAAACCCAGCCGUGCCGUUUAUGUCUUGGGAAGCAAUGAAUAGGACGGCUAAAUUUAUCAAUCUGACAUCAGAGGAUCCGAAACCUCAACGUCCACCUGGAAGAUCGUUACAACUAGGUCUCCUACUCCCCCGAGAGAUCUUUGUUACCGAUGUAGUACGCCAUGUAGACCAUGAGGUGGUCGAGGACCUGGUAAAGCGGUGUCUACGCAUCGAAAAAGUUUCAACGCCUUUACCAGAAUCGCGUUGUAUCAACGUGGUAGACAAGGUGCUAACCGACGUUGCAAAGAAUCAUUACGAGACCGUCAGCGAUUUAAGCGGUCUCGCCGUUACCGCUGCUUUUGAAUGGGAUUUAAUAGGCCAGUGCUCUACGUAUCGAAAGAGUCCGGAUCGAUUGUCGCAGAUUCCGAAGGAUGCCACAAAACGCGCACGAUGGUUUGCAAAGGAGGCAGCCAUCUACCACGCACAAGCAUCCGGAUAUCAAUCUCGGCAUUUACAAAUGAAGAGACACGCAUUUGACUGGCUUGACGGACAUUUGGAUGCAACGACACAGCGCCUAGCCGAACAGAUCAAGGAUUUAUCCCGCGUCAGAUUCGAGGUGCUGCUGAAAGACAAGUUCACAGUGGAGGAGAAGGAAAACAAACUUCAGCCGCUUCAGACCAUACAUAUCAGUGGUCGCGCAGAUAUCCUUCUUACCGCGCCGACUCGACUUCAGCCAUCGGCCAUCUGGGAGAUCAAGUUUGUCAGCGCACUCCUUUUAGAGCACGCCAUCCAACUCGCCAUCUACGGUUAUCUCUAUUAUGCAAAGGCCCCGACGAAAAAGCGCAAGAAACCGCCGUUUCCUGAGCUUUGGCUGUUCAAUGUUCGGAAUGGUGAAAAGUGGAGAGUCGUGACGGAUAUGGGAGCAGUAGGAAAACUCAUCGAGGGCUUGUUACGGGCGAAAUACACGUCCAAAGGCGAGAUACCGACACAUUCCUUUCUGAAACAGUGCGAGAAGAUCCAAAAGGAGGUAGAAGACCUAGAAAUAUGA